ACUACGGAAUAUCAUCUACCCAGUUGAUAAAAAAUAUUUUUUAUUAUCUAUACGUAUGAACCUAUUUUUAAACUAUUUACACCUGAAUAGGUGAUCGACAAGCUCCGGUUCCCUACGAAACAAGAAGCCCAACUCAAGAACGAAGUGGCCAUCCUCCAGAAUUUGUCCCACCCGGGUGUGGUGAACUUGGAGCGAAUGUUCGAGACGCCGGAGCGAAUAUUCGUUGUCAUGGAAAAACUAAAGGGUGAUAUGCUGGAGAUGAUCCUGUCCCAUGAGAAGGGGCGACUCACCGAGAGGAUCACCAAGUUCCUGGUCGCUCAGAUCCUGGUGGCCCUGAAGCAUCUCCACGAAAAGAACAUAGUCCAUUGUGAUCUGAAGCCGGAGAACGUGCUGCUCUCCACCGACGAGGAGUUCCCGCAGGUGAAGCUCUGCGACUUCGGCUUCGCUAGAAUCAUCGGCGAGAAGAGCUUCCGGCGAUCGGUGGUCGGAACUCCCGCUUACCUCGCGCCUGAAGUUCUCCGGAACAAGGGGUACAAUCGAUCACUGGACAUGUGGUCCGUGGGCGUGAUCAUCUACGUGUCACUCUCCGGAACGUUCCCGUUCAACGAGGACGAGGACAUAAACGAGCAGAUACAGAACGCCGCCUUCAUGUACCCGCCCACGCCCUGGAAGGAGAUAUCCGCAGACGCGAUCGACCUGAUCAACAACCUGCUGCAAGUGAAGCAGCGCAAGCGGCUGUCCGUGGACAAGUCGGUGGCGCACUCGUGGCUGCAGACGCGCGAGGCGUGGGGCGACCUGCGCGCCCUCGAGGCCCGCGUGGGGGCGCGCUACCUCACGCACGCCAGCGACGACGCCCGCUACGCGCGCUGACCGUACGUACACCACCUGUACACGCCCCCCUCUACACCACCGCCACGCAGCGCGCUGACCGUACGUACAUACAUAC
Diatraea saccharalis (sugarcane borer) is the source of this 946-nucleotide messenger RNA. The record is from the annotation of a GenBank genome assembly. Lineage: Eukaryota; Metazoa; Arthropoda; Insecta; Lepidoptera; Crambidae.